Molecule: messenger RNA, 1090 nt
Organism: Homarus americanus (American lobster)
Lineage: Eukaryota; Metazoa; Arthropoda; Malacostraca; Decapoda; Nephropidae
Product: sodium-coupled monocarboxylate transporter 2-like
Exons: 6
Biological process (GO): transmembrane transport; sodium ion transport
Cellular component (GO): membrane
Molecular function (GO): symporter activity
Source: RefSeq, a predicted model, not a curated record
UAUAUAGAGCUGAGGUUUGAGUCACGACUGCUAAGGACGCUGUCAACUCUGUGUAGUCUUCUCUCUGCUUUCAUUUACAUGGGCAUCUGCCUCUAUGCUCCAACAUUAGCUCUGUCUACAGUCACGGGCCUCGCUACCUGGGCAUCCACACUUAUCAUGGGGACAAUAUGUACCUUCUACAUCACAAUUGGUGGUGUAAAGGCUGUGGUGUACACAGACGUGUUGCAAACGUUGCUCGUGUUUGGCGGGGUGCUGGUGGUGGUGAUCCUCUGUUGUAUUGGCCUGGGCGGCGUUGACAAAGUGUGGGCCAUUGCAGACCGAAGUGGACGCAUCCAAUUUUUCAACCUCGACACGAGCCCUUUUGAGCGCCACACUCUGAUGUCAACUGUGGUCUACGGCUGUUACUUUGCGGUCUCUAUCAUCGGCUUCAACCAAAACACCUUCCAGAGAUUAGCAUCUGUGAGGACGCUUCAGACAUCACAAAGAUUGGUAAUGGUCUUCCUGGUGGGGAUGUAUACCUUGUGGAGUCUCUUCUUCUUCUCGGGGCUCGUCGCCUAUGCCACCUACAGUGAUUGUGACCCGCUCACUACCGGCAAGAUUGAAAAACCUGACCAAAUAUUUUCAUUCUUGGUGACUGACAAGCUGAGUCACUUGCCGGGGUUGGCCGGGAUCUUCGUGGCGGCAGUCUACGGCGGCGUCCUCAGGGAGCAACAGUUGAGCUCGGGGAUACCACAUGAGCUGGAUGUAAUGGCUAGAACUCUGCUGGUCACUCAUUCCUUUUUCACACAAGGAGUUGAGUUAUCCAAUAACAAGAAGGAGGCUGAUGGCUGUCUACUGAUACAACAUCCGCCCUUCAAGAUUUGCCACACUGCUGUCUAUCUCUCCAACCACAUCAUUAGUGAAGACCUCCGUGUGUUGGAAAGGUAUGUGGAGGUGAUGUAUGACAAGUCUAGUCGAGCUUUAUGUGUCAAUGGUGCAAGACUUGAUGUAUUUGUUCGCAAAAAGAGAUCAUAUAAUGCAAUUCCACCAACACUGUCUGCCCUGAAGGAACAUGUAAAGCGUGCAGCCUAUCAAGGUGGAAUGAUUUGGG